AUGGUUGACAUAUCUUAAAUGCUCUUUGAUAGAAUCAAAGCUGAACUUAAAGAGUACGAAAUUAGCGUAAGAAUCUAAAAGACAUCAAAACUCACAAGCAAAUUUGAAAGAGGAUACAAAUCCAAACUAAAAUUCUAUUGUGACGAAUGCUAUCGCAACUGGAAUUCAGCCCAAGGGCAAGUAACUAUCAAUUACUAUCUGGAUAGAGGCAACUAAGAGUUGGAGUACAAUGCAGAAACCUAUAGACAGUAAUGCAGCGAAUGCAAACAGUACUGUGAACCGGAAUUAUACUUCGAUGAAGUGAAAAGGCUUUCAGAGUGGUUCGCUAAGGACGUAAUUAACAUUUUGUAUGGCAUAAAAAAGACUCCAACAACAAAACCGAAAGAAUCCAACAUGAAUACUCCUCAUCAAUCAGAAUUAUGCGAGGCAUGCAAGCUGGGAAAAUGCAAAGUUCAGAAAGAAAACAACCUGGAGUAACUAUUCGGCAAAAUGAACUUGGGCACUCAAAAAAGAAAUUAGAACUAUGGGGAUAGAGACUUUCUAGUAGAUUUCUUAUCAAAUUUACAAUGA
Molecule: messenger RNA, 570 nt
Organism: Stylonychia lemnae
Lineage: Eukaryota; Ciliophora; Spirotrichea; Sporadotrichida; Oxytrichidae
Source: the annotation of a GenBank genome assembly